Messenger RNA from Neodiprion fabricii, 1056 nucleotides. RefSeq lists its product as uncharacterized. The record is from RefSeq and is a predicted model, not a curated record. The coding region runs from base 174 to 1028 and encodes 284 amino acids. NCBI's taxonomy places the organism in Eukaryota, Metazoa, Arthropoda, Insecta, Hymenoptera, Diprionidae. The transcript is spliced from 2 exons.
UAACCGUAGAGGACGUCGUCUGUUAUUUAGACGGUUAAAGUACACCGAACCAAGCUAAUUCCGUCGCACAACAACUUUGCCAGAGUUUACUAUGUUUAUAUGGUUUGAAUAAGAAAUUUCAACAGCGAGCACCAAAAUCAAAUUUGCCGGGUAUCUAUAAGCAACGGGCAACCAUGAAGGGUGAGGGCAAGGAAAUGGACCCGGCAGCGAGAGAAUCGAGAAACGGUGACAUCUGGGCAGCGUUGCAGGAAGUGGUGCGAGACAAUCCAAGAUUCUGGUUGUACUUCAGUUCGGUGAUGAUCCAGGUCCGAGAAGCGGUUUUGGAACGAGCAGCGGCCGGUUCACCACGCGACUUUUUUCCCGGCUACCCAAAGUACCGAGACGUAGCGAGCCAGACGGAAACGAUUUCCGUACGCGAUGUCGGCACCCAAACCGAAAUAGCCGACGAGAACUGUCAAGACGAUAAUAAGAUACCCGCCAUCUGGUGCAAUUUGACCGAAUUAACCGAGUCCCCGCUGUCCCCGAACGAUGUGCAAAUGGACGACAAAAUGGCGGCGCAAGAGAGCAACAAAAUGGCGUCAGGGCUGGCGGAAGACGACGAAAUGGCGUCGCGAGAGGAAAACAAAAUGGCCGCGCAAAGGAACGAGCAAACGGCGUCCGAGGCUGAAUCAGGAACGGCGGAAAAUGAAAUCGCGGCUGCACCGUCGGAGAAUAAUGACAAGGAGGGUGCAAAACAGGCGUCUGGGGAAGCUGCGGUGAAAAUAAUGCCGUUAAUGGAGGUGAAAACGUCGGGAAGUAUUUCAAAAGAGAAAAAUAAAACUCAUCCUCGGCCAAAGUAUCACCACCUAAUCUGCAUCCGGUGCGGAAAACACGGAUAUGAAACGGACAAGUGUCCCAAUUGCUCGACGAAUUCGUUCAACGAACAUCAAAAACCGUCGGCUCCUCAACGACGACGUUCCAGAAAUCGCCACAGGAUGCGCGAUCCUUACCAAAAUUCGUUCGACUAUUCUCGAUACAUGCAUUAUUGAGGGUUGACUUUUCAUCGAAACCAAAUAU